AGGCAGGCAAGCAAGCAUCUUUGCUGUACAUGGGGUUCACUUUCUUGCCUUCUUUUUUCAUCAUUCUCCGUUCCAUCUUUCCCACCUCUAUGUUCAACUGAAACACAACACAAAUCACUUCAAAUCUGAGCAAACUAUCAUCAUUUAUCUUUGAUCUUGAAGAUAUUUGAGGGGUGAAAAAAGGGCGUUUGCACAGAUUGCAAAAGCAAGGUGGAGAGGUAGUAGAAGAAGAAGAGUGACGUGAAUGAAAACUCUUUCAUCCUAAUUCUCUUUCUCAAGAUGGAAGUAUAUUCAACAUCAUUCACUGUACCAAGAUCGUCUUCUGACGCAAUCUCAUUUGCAGAGGAAAGACCUGCACUCUCUUCGCCCGCUUCCCUUCACGCAGCAGCGGCAGCAGCAGCCGCUUCUACAUCUCCUAAUUCCAAUUCAACUCUAUCAGAAGUGAACAAUAUACAGAGAAAUGAUGCAAUACAACCUAGACGGCAAGAUGGCUCCACUUUUGCUAGAUUUGGAUCGAUGCGAUCCAGAUUACCUCCAAGUGUGAAGGCAUUCAUGCCAGCAGCAUUUGGUGGAAGCAAAAGAACAAGCGAUCGCAUAGCAGAAGCAGUCGGAACAGGAUCCGAAAAAGAAAGUGAAACAGAAGCUGAAGGAGAUGAAAAUGCUGCUACAGGCACGAUCAAGGAAGACAACAAAGCAAAAGAAACCCCAAGCACGACAAAGAAUCUCGUCAGUCUAUUCAAAGAUCGAUCCAACGAAACUUCCAAUGAUCCUCCUGCAGCUGAACAAGGCGACAGUGAGAAGCACGAAAAGAAGGAGACUCAAAUAGACGAAGACGCAAAGGACGCCGAGACAGUCAAGAACGACUUCAUCAAAUCAUCCCCAACAAAGAAUCGUGACAGUCGCUCGACAGUCGGUACAAAGUCUUCUGUUGACCUAUCCUCAAGCGCUUCAGUUGACAGUACCGCACCCAGUACUGCAGCUGCUUUUGGGGGAAAGACCGGACUGACACCAUCAGAGCCCAGGAGUGCUUCCCAUAGCGCUUCUGGUUCCCUGUCUACGUUUGGCUAUGCACAAAAUCCAUUUGGAGCACAAGAUAUGCAAGAAGCAAUGCAGAAACUCAGCUCAGAGACGAUGAACUCGCAUCAGUGUCUCGUCCACUUUACACCGGUGGAGACAGAGACUUUGCGUACUUUGCAAUCCAACGGCAGCUCCACUUCUUUGAGUAGCGACCCUUUCCAUCGUAACACCUUCCCAUCUAUGCCACCAUCAAGCUCAUCUUUCGCGUCACCACAUUUGGCUUUCCCUUAUAUGCCUGGUAUGGAUCCCGGAUCAGGUUUCGGAACAUCCAAAUCAGGUUCAAUGCCAGCAAGAUCUCCUGUAAACUUCAAAGAGUCACAAAGCGGCAAAGGAGGCAAAUCAUCUUCGCAUUUCAACUUCCAUCUUUCGGGAGGAUACCAGCAAGUGAUGGCAGCAAGAGGUCAAGUGUUGCGUGAACAUCCUUUCCGAUCUCGCGCUACGAUCAAAGUUCCCCGAAACGAUUUGUUGACAACGAAUUCUAGCGGCGGCAGUAUCAAUGGAUCUAUUCCUUCGGAAAAUCUCAAGGCUGACAUUCGAAAACGAUUCGAUGAAAUCGCUUCGUUGUGCAGUUGUAUGAUCUCCAUCUCUGCUAAUGAACAACAAGGAUCUGAUCUAGGUAAUGGAUUGGAAACGGAGAGAAGUGCAGAGAUUAUCAUCGCUGGUCCGUUUGAAGGUGUUGAACAGGCAAAAGUGUUGGUGAUGGUCAUGCUGGAUGAGUUGGCUGGACUAUCUACGGAAGUGGUUGAAGUUGACUACAAAUUCCAUAACAUCGUUGGAGGCAGAAAAAGAUGCGUCAUUCAAAAGAUUCAAGAAGAGACCGGCACAAAUAUCUAUCUGGCAACUCCAUUCCCCAGCGUCUUGUCAGCCAACAGAAGUCCUUCGAUUGUUUCUCGACAGAAUACAAUCUUUAUUACCGGUGAAUAUUUCGGCGUACAAAGAGCUCGUGAUAUGUUCUUCCAAGUGUCGAUGCACAAGAGCAAGAAUGUCCUUUCGCGCAAUACAGCCGUUCUACCACGAAAGAUUGAUUGGUUGUUGACAGAUCGAUUGGAGGAUCUUCGCUCAAUCAUGCAAGAUAAUGCGACAUUCAUCGGCUUUCCGAUGUUGGGCUCGCAAGCAAGUUUGCUGACGAUUUAUGGAGACAACAGAGUUAGCAUCGAAAGAACAAUUCGCUCGGUCAUGCAACUUGCUUGUCAAUUCUUCAUUGCAUCUGUUUGGCUACUUCCAAUCUCCUUCGAUGGUGUCAUGGCGCCCAAUACAGUCACAGCAGCGCAAGUGACACCUAUUCUCAAGUAUGUGAGCACCAAUUCGGGAGCAGAAGUUGCAUUCAAGAAUAAUUGUUUCGAAAUGCAUGGAACUGAAUCGCAAGUACGAGCAUCUGUUUCGCUUCUGCUCGAGUCCGAUCUAUUGAAGACAUUCAAUUUAGAGAUUCGAUUCCAGAUUGAAUUAGCUAAUGAGCACAGAGAUUUCAUCAGCGGCAAAAAGAAUGGUAAAAUCAACAAGAUCAUGAAGCAAGGCGUGAGGAUCAAGUUUGAAACGUUCAACGAUUUCAACUUCCUUAUUGACGUUUCCAGUAACGAUCGUGCUGGCACGGUCUCUGGUUUGUCUUUAUUGUUGGAAGAAUUGCCGGCGGAGAUGUCUUUCCAUAUUCCGGAAAAUUAUCAUAAACGUAUUAUUGGGGUGGGUGGAAAGAAUAUUCAAAAGACUAUGAAAAAGUUUGGAGUCUAUGUGAAGUUCUACUCGAAGCAAGAUUUGGACAUUGAGACAUACCCUUUCCUGGAUGCUGAAGACAAUGUCAUCGCACGUACGCCAGCCAAAAAUGCAGUCAAUCUCGAAAAUCUCAAGAUGGCAGUGACAGAAUUGGUCAGUCCGAAAGACAAGGACUUUGUGUGUGAAACUGUGCCGAUCGCACGCAGAUAUCAUCGAACAUUAUUGGGCGAAAAGGGUAUCUUCAUUCACGAUAUUGAGAACAAACUUGGUUGCAUGAUUCGAUUCCCCCCGCCCGAAUCUGCCAACGAUUUGGUUUCGAUCUUUGGACCUGAAUCACAGAUUCAUAUUGCCGCUCAAAUGCUUUUGGAUCAUGUUCCAUUCGAGGCGGAAUUCCGAGCACCAGAAUCGGUGGAAUUGACAAGAGUUUUGGAAUCGCACGAAUUUGUUGCUCUUGUCGAACGUGUCAAGAGGGAUCUGAAUGUCAACAUUGUCCCAAUGUCCAAUCAAGCGAGUUCGUCGCCCACUGCACCGGUGCAAGAUAGAACCUCGCCUCCUGCAAGUGAUGUUGUGUUCAAAUUGAGAUUGAAUAGGAGUAGUGCGGAUUUCCUGCCAGCUGCAAAGGACGCAUUGGAAGACUUUUUGAUCAGUCGCAAUAUUCAAAUUUAUCGUGCUGCUGAACGCAACCGAGCCGAUUCCUUCGCAUCAAGCUUCCAUCACUUCGCCAAUAAGCUCAUCUCCGUACCACAAGCUGCCGAAUCGACAGACUCCUUCCAGACGGACCCUUCUGCACGUUACAAUCGUCAACAGAUGCAAAUGCAACAACAACAAUUACAACAACAGGAAAACAAUAGAUUACGCGCUGCUGCUUCUACACCUGAUAUCAAAGCAUUGUUUGAUUCGCCCAGUAUGGCAUCAGGUCCUUUUAUUCCGCCAAGUGUGCCAAUGUCUGGUUCCAACAUAACGCCAAAGUCAACGAUGUACACCAGUCCAUAUCAAGACGCAUUGCGUACUAGCGCUGCUUUUGGUGGUAGUGAGGUAUGGGGAGCUCCUACGAACUUGACAGGAAAACCAAAUUCGAUCCGAACAAAUCAACCGCCAGGGCCAUCUUCCUUGUCUUCCAAUGCUACUUCUCACACUCAACCAUCAACACCAUCCUCUGCUGGCAUCGCGUUCCCACAACAUGUCACCCGAUUCUCUGACGAUGUGGGUGCUAUGCAACAGCCAAAUAAUAAUCAAGGGAUGUAUGGAGAUGGGAUGGGCUUUGAAGAUAGAGUGAACACAUUGCGUAAAUCUAGAGCAUACUCGCAUCGUGCUCAAAGUCUCGAUAUUGGAGCAUUGGCAGCACAACAAGUUAUCCAACAAGCAAUGUCAGCAGGUCAUCCAAGAGUUAUGACCGGUAGCAGCAGCAGUGGUAGCUUUGGAAGUGCGGCAGAAAUGGGUAUUCAUCCUCAGGCUUCAUUGGUCAAUCAAGCUCAUGCAAAUUCCAUGAACAAUGCUCAACGUCCUUUUGGUGCCAUCGGAAGUAAAUUGUCGGGAGCCAAUGAUACCAAUCAACCUCAACACCAUCAUGUGGGCGGUAGCAAUAGCUUCAGUGGUACGCAUGGUGUGCCAUUCAAUGCGUCCAUGUUGGGUGGUGGCGGUGGAGGUGGCAAUGGAAUGCAACACGUCAGUGGAAUUCCAUCACACCAUUCUGCUCAUCACUCCUUACCGCCAACAUAUGGUAAUGCACCCACAAAAGGUCCGGGAUAUGGUCAAUUUUACAAUCCAACAAUGAACAUCAACAUGCCGCAACAAAGUAAUCAUAAACAUGUGCUCCAACAACAACAGCAGCAGCAUCAUCACUUGCCCUCGCCCAGCAUUUCACGUUUAGCACCAUCUUCAUUGCAACGUGCUCCUGGACCAGAGACGGCAGAUGAAGUUUUGCGUUCGCUCGAACAGUUGCAUUUCCAACCACCGUCGAAUUAAUUAUUAUUUCUAUUGCGAUUGCUUUCUUUCGCCUGACAGAUGUUUUCAAAUCAAAAACAAAAAGAGACGGGCAUGCCAAUACCUUUCAAUCGCAUAUCCAAGCAUUGCUCGUCUUUUCAAGGAGACAUUCUGUCGAUUUUUCUUCUUUUGCUUUACCUUGCCGAUAAUCCAACACUCAUUGAUUUGGGUGACCAGCACCUUUUUCCCUUUUUUAUUAAAGCACAUUUUUUUCCAUUCUCUCUUCUUUCUAUAGUUUCUAAUACAGAAAAGGAAGUAGGAUCAUGUAUAAAAGAACUCCCAAUCCAGUCAAAAAGCACAAUUAUGUUCAUAUCCAUCAACAAUAUAUAUACUAAGCAGAAAAUAAUAUCCUGAUUUCAUA
Meira miltonrushii is the source of this 5128-nucleotide messenger RNA. RefSeq lists its product as uncharacterized. Gene Ontology annotation, cellular component: nucleus; cytoplasm. Bases 280 to 4749 code for a protein of 1489 amino acids. NCBI's taxonomy places the organism in Eukaryota, Fungi, Basidiomycota, Exobasidiomycetes, Exobasidiales, Brachybasidiaceae. The transcript has a single exon. Gene Ontology annotation, molecular function: mRNA binding. The record is from RefSeq and is a predicted model, not a curated record. Gene Ontology annotation, biological process: nuclear division.